AUGUCAGCAAAAAUAAAAUCUACUUUAAAGUUUGUCACGGAAACAUCAACCAGAAAAGAAGAUUAUAAAAAAAUGAAUACAGUAUUAUAAUCACUAUUUGAUAAUAGCGACUCUCUAGAGUUUAGAUAACCUGUGGAUUACUUAGCUUUAGGAUUAACUGACUAUCCAAAUGUGGUUAAAAAGCCAAUGGACUUAUCUACUGUUAAAAAUAAAAUAAAUACACAAAGUUAUGACACAAUAGAAGACUUUUUAGAUGAUAUUUAAUUAAUUUGGGAUAAUUGUAAAUUAUAUAAUGCUUAAGGAUCUUGGAUUUGGAAGUUAGCAGAUAAAUUAGACAAGUACUAUAAAAAGCUUAUAAAAAAUUAUUUGCCUAUGGUCCAAGUUCAAUAAACAGUUGGAAAAAAAGAGAAGAAAGAUGAUAAAGCAAGCAAAUAAUAAGAUGUGUAUAUUGAUAAUUUUUAAGAAGAAAAAAGCUCAUUUACUGCUAAAAUUAAAUAACUUACAGAAGAAUAGUUAGGUAGUAUAGUAGAAUAAAUUAGAUUAGAAAAUCCUUAAGCAUUUAUAAGAUUAGAUAAUAAAAAGUUAUAAGUUAUUGUUGAUAGCAUCAGUUUUGAAUCUUUAUAAAAUUAUAAUACUUAAAUCGAUAACUGGUUAAUCCCUGUUAAGACUACAAAUAAAAGAAGUAAAAAUAAUUGA
Molecule: messenger RNA, 696 nt
Organism: Tetrahymena thermophila SB210
Lineage: Eukaryota; Ciliophora; Oligohymenophorea; Hymenostomatida; Tetrahymenidae
Product: bromodomain protein
Exons: 7
Biological process (GO): regulation of DNA-templated transcription; chromatin remodeling
Cellular component (GO): chromatin; nucleus
Source: RefSeq, a predicted model, not a curated record